AUGAACGUGAAGAAGAUAGUGGAAAAGGCCCUUAGGGAAACGCUGGUAAAACUUGGAGUACAGGCACCACCACCAACUGUCGUUGUCAAGUUUUCUGGAGAUGGUGCAGUCAUUGCAUCGUCUGCCACCAUGGUCUUUCUGACCUUCAGCUUCCCUGGCCUUUCAGAAAACGUCCUUUCUGCUAUAGUUUUGGCAAUCAUGAUGGGGAUCAACAAAGCCAACUCAACCUAUGCCUGUGUUUGGUGUACUGUGGCUAAGGACGAGAGGAUGGGAUACAAGUGUACCAGAGAGAGUGUGGGGUCCCUGCUGCAGACAAUGAAGGAAAUUAGACCCACCAUCUUUCUCCGGGUGCCCAGCUGGUGGCCAGCACUCAGGGCAAACUCAAGUCCAGGAUAUCAUCGUUGGCCAAGAACGUUGGCUUCAGGGCCAAACUACAACAAACAGCUGGGAGGAUCAGGAACUCCAUUUGGUUGGACGAUAGUCAAUGUCGUGUUCUUCAAGAAAGUGCGACAGGCGCUGGGCCUGGAUCGAUGUCGUUUCCCCAUGGCCGGAGGUGCCCCCAUGGCGCAAGAGACGCUCACCUACUUCAUGAGCAUCAACAUCCCUGUUCAUGAGAUAUACGGCAUGAGUGAGACCACAGGUCCAACGACCCUCACCACGUCAGACAAGAUCAGGUUCAUGUCCAGUGGUCGGCCGUUUGGAGGAAUCAAGGGAGUAGGGGAGGUCCUAGUGAGUGGUCGUCAUGUCUUCAUGGGCUACAUGGGAAACACCGUGGCAACCAGCGAGGAGGGGUAUCUGUACAUCACAGGUAGGAUGAAAGAGAUCAUUAUCACAGCCAGUGGAGAGAAGGUCCCGCCACGUCCAAUAGAGGAGGCAAUUACACGGGAGCUCCCCCUCAUUAGCGAUGCCAUAGUGAUAGGAGACCAACAGAGAUUCCUCUGUUGCUUAGUAACACUGAAGACAGAGGUGGACGAAGAGACAGGUGUACCGACAUUGUCGUGUUGCCAGGCAGUGGGAAACUCCGCCCACACAGUGCAGGGGGUGGUGGGAGGGGAGGGGGAUCGGAAGGUCCUCAAGAUGAUCCAACAUGGCAUUCAUGAAGCAAGCAAAGUCUAGUGACACGCUGGUCCCUGAACUUGAGGUUGCAGUAAUGCCAUACUAUCAGUAACAGUCUGCGAUCUGUGCUAAUGAAACUCACAGGAUUAGUUAAUUGUGAAUCUGUACAAUUUUUUUGGUCUUGGA
Geodia barretti is the source of this 1242-nucleotide messenger RNA. Lineage: Eukaryota; Metazoa; Porifera; Demospongiae; Tetractinellida; Geodiidae. The record is from the annotation of a GenBank genome assembly.